AGAAACAAACCGCUUACAGGACUCUAGACACCUGAAGAACUGUUUCACAAUGGACAUAGAUGAUGAAGAGAACAUGAGUCCUGCAACGAAGGCAUUGUAAGUUACUCUUUCUGGGCACCACAGGUUCAGGCAGCACUGAUGUUAAAGAGAACCGCAACAUGGACAACAUUUCAUCUAAAGAUGGGAGUGUGCAAGGUAUCGGGGAGGGAAAUCAGCUCUCCAAUGGUGGUGGCUCUGGCAGCAGGAAGCGACCUUUGGAAGAGGGGAACAAUGGCCACUCCAAGUUCCGCCCAAAGAAGAGGAAGAAAACACCUGGCCCCGUCCUGCCCAAGAACGCCCUGAUGCAACUGAAUGAGAUCAAGCCUGGAUUGCAGUACAAGCUGAUUUCCCAGACAGGGCCAGUUCAUGCUCCUAUUUUUGUGAUGGCAGUUGAAGUGAAUGGGCAGGCAUUUGAAGGCUCUGGCCCUACAAAGAAGAAAGCGAAGCUCCAUGCUGCGGAGAAGGCUCUGAGGUCCUUUGUUCAGUUCCCAAAUGCCUCUGAAGCACACCUAGCAAUGGGGAGAACUCUUUCCGUUAAUACAGACUUCACCUCUGACCAGGCAGAUUUCCCAGACACGCUCUUCAAUGGCUUUGAAAACCCAGCUCACCCAGAUCAUUCCUUUUAUUUGGAUUCCAAUGGAGAUGGUUCCUUUAGCUCCACUUCCGAUUAUGGCUUAUCAUCUGCUGGGGUUAGUAGCCUUAGUCAGUCCUCUCUCCCUGCCCCAUCACCGUACCCAUCAACGAGCGGAAAGAAUCCAGUCAUGAUACUGAAUGAACUCCGGCCGGGGCUGAAGUAUGACUUUCUUUCAGAAAGCGGAGAAAGCCAUGCUAAGAAUUUUGUGAUGGCUGUGUCAGUGGAUGGACACACAUUUGAAGGGUCUGGAAGAAACAAAAAACUUGCCAAGGCCCGGGCAGCUCAGUCAGCGCUGGCAUCCUUGUUUAACAUGCAACUGGAUCAAACUCCUUCUCACCAGCCUAUUCCUAGUGAAGGAUUGCAGUUACACCUACCACAGGUUUUAGCCGAUGCUGUUGCACGCUUGGUGGUAGAUAAAUUCAGCAGUUUGACGGAUAACUUUACAUCACCCCAUGCUCGUAGAAAAGUAUUAGCUGGAGUUGUCAUGACAACAGGCACUGAUGUGAAAGAUGCUCAGGUUAUAAGUGUUUCUACAGGAACCAAAUGUAUAAACGGAGAAUAUAUGAGUGAUCGUGGCCUUGCGCUGAAUGAUUGCCAUGCAGAAAUUAUAGCUCGGAGAUGCCUCCUUAAAUUUCUCUACACACAACUUGAACUGCUCUUAAGUAAUAAGGAAGAGCAACAAAAAUCUAUUUUUAUCAGGUCAGAACAAGGUGGUUUUAAAUUGAAAGAAAAUGUCCAGUUUCAUCUCUACAUCAGCACCUCUCCUUGUGGCGAUGCUCGGAUUUUUUCACCCCACGAAGCAGCCCAAGAAGAUCAGGGAGACAGACAUCCAAACCGGAAGGCAAGGGGGCAGCUACGGACGAAAAUUGAAUCUGGGGAAGGAACCAUCCCUGUCCGAUCUACCACAACUAUCCAGACUUGGGAUGGAGUACUGCAGGGAGAGAGACUGCUCACUAUGUCAUGCAGCGAUAAGAUAGCCCGGUGGAAUGUACUUGGUAUUCAAGGAGCAUUACUUAGCCUUUUUGUGGAGCCAAUUUACUUCUCUAGCAUUAUCUUGGGGAGCUUAUACCAUGGAGACCACCUAUCCAGAGCAGUGUAUCAGCGGAUAGCAGAGAUAGAAGAUUUACCACCUCUCUAUGUGCUUAAUAGACCUUUACUCAGUGGUAUCAGCAAUGCUGAAGCCCGCCAACCAGGUAAAGCACCAAAUUUCAGUGUGAACUGGACAGUAGGAGAUGCUGGCCUUGAAGUUAUUAAUGCCACAACUGGCAAAGAUGAGAUGGGUCGUGCAUCUCGUCUUUGUAAACAAGCUCUGUAUAAUCGCUGGAUGCGCAUCUAUGGAAAGCUUUCCUCCAACCUUCGUUCGAAAGUCAGCAAGCCAAACAUAUAUCAUGAGACGAAGCAAGUAGCUGCGGAAUAUCAAACUGCCAAAGAAUGUUUGUUCAAAGCAUUUUUGAAGGCGGGUCUUGGCGCCUGGGUGGAGAAGCCCAUUGAACAGGAUCAGUUUUCGCUCACAGUCUGAUCUCUGGAUUGCAUUUCACCUGGACCAGGGACUGUGGUGGAAACUACAAUGGAAACUACAUCAGCACUUCACUUGUACCAUUAUAACAGCAGCUUUUAAACCUUUUUUGUGGUUUGAGGACUAACUUGUGACCAAGUUUUGUUUUGUUUGUUUUACAGAAGUAUUAAAAUUGAUGGGAAUCUGAUGACAUAAAAAUGAGUUUGGACUCAAACAGAGUUGAUUACCUUCUCAAGAACUUUAGUCUGCAGGGAAAAUCACAGUGCAACUCUCUACAAGUAAUUCAUCUGAAGAGUUUACAAAUUAUUUUACCUACAUUGUUGACGGGUGCAUGAUUAAUGUGAAUCACAUAGGAUGUUACACUAAAGUUUGACUAUGUGGUUUGAAUUUAUGUUCUUUUAGAGCCUAAAAGACAGCUAAUUUAUGUGCUGCUUUUAGAUUUUUAUUUUUUAAAUGGAUUAAACGUAUAGGAAAGAUACAGAAUAGAAAAAUGAGACUGGAGUUUGACUAGCUAGUUUUCCCUGCUUCCCUGAUCUUUCAAAACAGCUGCUGAAAACUUUGUGUCUUUGAUGUAUGUAUUUAUUAAUCUGUGAUCCAAUUUUUAACAUGCCACUUUUUAUUCUAUUUUAAAGUACCUGUCUUCUCUCCCCACUUGCACAUAUUGUGUAGUUAUUUUUUUACCAUUGUAAACUGGAAACAAAAAUAUUUGUAAUCUAACACAUUUUAGACUUCAGUGUACAAAAACCUUUAGAUAUAGAUGUGUUUCACAGGAACUCAUUUGAGUACAACAGUAAUGUUACCAGUGAUGUGGCAAUUUCAAACAUUUGUUCGUUUGUGAGGAAAUCUGCUGUCUUGCCAAAAAGCAACCUAGAUCCAAACAUCCCAACUGCUAAGGGUUAUUCCAUGGACAAAGCAGGUUUUAAAGUGAGAGCUCUUCUGAGCCUUAACAUAUUUUCAGCCAAACUGUCGUGUCCAUCUGAAAAGCUAUUGCCCGAGACACGCAUUUAAAACGAUCUGAAGUCUUAUUCUGAAGUUCAGUUUUCUUUGAUCUUCUAGUAACAGGAGUCAAUUACUAGAAGAUCCUCAUGUUGGUUUGCAUUAUCCUUGCUCCACAAGCAUGUACAGGUCUGGAUCUCUCAGGGACGUCGGUUUUGGCUGAGGGAGUUAGUAACCCUAGUGAGUAGCGUUAAGCCCACAUCUCUGUUGGUCAUACCCCUGAGCGCCCUCUGUGUGUGUUGCACAGACCACUGCACAUUAGGGCUCCCACUAAUGUGCAGUGUGCAUAGUCCUGUAACUAGGUAAUCUACAAAGCCAGUAGUCACAUGUAGCUCUCCUGUCCACUGCCAAUGUUUCAGAAAGUAUUAUCUUCUUCUUAUUGUUCUGCCUGGUAUGGGGAUGAGGGUGACCAUGGAAUCAGAUGGGCAAGCUCAAUACCUCAGCUUCUGUAUCAAGCCCCACCGAUUAGACAUAAAUAUGAAAUCCUCUUAGGAAAUUACUUCCGCAGUUAAUUAAUCUCAUUUUAAAUGAAAGAGGGAAUUCUUAGCAAUCAUGAUAGAAAUUUGGGCCUGAUCUUCUCGAUUCCAUUCCACAAAGCAUGCCGUGUAGGUUUAGCAAAUUCUGCUCACCUGCUUGGAGCUAAAUGAUGCUUACAUGUUUUGCUAAACCAGUGACAGGAAGUCAAGUUGUAAUACUAGAUGUAUAUCACAUGUAUAUUGGCCUCUGCUUGAUGUGAUGUCCAUCUUGAAGAUAUCACACCAGCUAAAAGUAUUUAAAUUAUCUGUGUGGCUAUGUAUAGUAGAUAGAAAAGGUAGCUAGCUCCUCACUUUUGAGUAUUGUCCAGAUACUACUGCCUACAUAGUGUUGUGGUGAUAGAUGCACAAACUAUACAAGGUUAUAUGCAUGUCCAAGAAAGUCCUAUACUGUAAUUGGUUUAUAUCUUUGUUUUAAAGGAGAGAAAACUAUGUUCGUUUUUUUUAAUUGACUAAGAGGCAUGAUAGCAAUAACUUAAUACAGAUGUUGAUAGAAUAAAUCAAGAGUUUUAUUAUGUGAAAGCUCAUCAUGUAUAUGGCAUCUUUAAAUAUUAAUGAACAAAUUCAAACUAUUAAAAUAUAUGCGAAACAAGAAACACACCCAAAGUUGGCCACUUAAAUGCAGCUUAUUCACUGCAGCUUAUUCCAGCAUAGAGGAUCAAUGGCAAAUCAUGGCCACUCUAAGAUGAAAUAGGUAGUUGCUAAGACUGACUAUUAGAAGGAAACUUUUUGGUCCCUAGGUAUGGCUUGGGCAUUGGGUCCCAUGGCUCAUGAGCUGGAGGGUGAAAUGAGGACAAAGGCCAAACGUGUUUGGUAGGUCUGAGAACAGAGCUUGAUCUACUGAUUCUUGUUAUAAGAUAUAUAGCUUUCAAUGGUGGGGGGACGGGCGGGACGGGAUAGCUCCAGUACAAAACUAAUAGGAUUGUUUUGUCCUUUGCUCUGGUGGUCACAAGUGCAAAAGCAACACAAAAGAAUAACUGGGCUAGUAUUUUCUCCUCCUAAUUAUUGACAACCCUCAUUUUGAACCUUCCUAUGAUUCUUACUGUGGUGAUUUCGAUAGGCAAAAGUCACUGAAGUAUGAUGCACAGUAUAUGGUAAAUUCCUUGAAACAUAUAGCUUGAAAAGAGCAUGUUACAUAUUUUUAAGACUGCACAGUUUAGGUCACUGGGCUGAAUCAUAUUCUAGUGUAAUGUGAAACAGCAGGACCAAGUCGUGGGCUCAAUACCCUUUCUCCUGAUCAUGGGCCCAAGAGAGCAUAGCAUCUGCUUCUCUUUUGAUCUAGCCAGGGACAGACAAUUUGUGGCUCUCCAAAUGUUGUUGGACUGUCCUGUCCCAUCAGAUUAGCCAACAGUGAGGGAAGAUGACAUUGCAAUUAAUUAUAUAGGAGCCCCCGGUGGCGCAGUGCCGGUAGGACUGAAAACCAACAGGUCGCAGGUUCGAAUCCGGGGAGAGCGUGAAUGAGCUCCCUCUAUCAGCUCCAGCUCCCCAUGCGGGGACAUGAGAGAAGCCUCCCACAAAGAUGAUAAAACAUCAAAACAUCCAGGCGUCCCCUGGGCAACAUCCUUGCAGUUUCUCUCACACCAGAAGCGACUUGCAGUUUCUCAAGUCACUCCUGACACGACAAAAAAAAGGUUCAUGACAUUUGGAGAGCCAGCUUUUGCCUUGGUUUAUUAUUAUAUCUCAAGUUAAUUCUGGUUAAAGUUUGUUUUGUUUAAAUAAUCCCCAAUCAAAUUGGUUUAUGAUCUUGGCUUGAUAGGAAAUCAUAGUUUACACUAGCCAGUUUCUUUAGUCUAAACACAGCAAUAAAUCUUUAGUGUCUAGUUUCUUUUAGAAAAGACAUUUUUAAAGAAGCAUCUUCCCCAAAGCUAUGCCAGAGAUAUGUUUAUUGACUCUCACUAACAAUUUGGUGUUACAACUUAAGAGUCUCUUUCCUUUGCCCUCAAAAAUAUUCAGCAUUUCAUUCCCUUUAGUCCACUUGCCACAUUUGUACCUCUCAGCCCUGCACUGUCAAAAGCAAUAAAACCAUGACAUGGCAAAUUGACACUUAAUGGAUGCAGAGUGCAUUUGGGUUAAUGCCAUGGCUAUGUAACAGUAUACUUUCCUAUGUAGAUCAAAGCAUGACAGUUCUUGAUAGAAAAAGAAAUCCAUGCUAGCAACAAACAUCUUUCAUAAUAUUAUUCCUGUGUUCCAUGCCAAUCAUUAAAUGAUUUAGGCUCAUUUUAUUUUGAGACAUUUUCUUGUUUGCAUGCCAAUACUUCUAGCUUGGAUAAUGUGUGGCUGAUAUAUGCUGCAGUACAGUUCAUAUGAAUGGUGUGAGCAAAAUAUUAAUUUGCUAUAUGGUCCAUUGCCUCCAGUAGGAUUGAGAAUGAUGUGCCUGUAUUUGUAUAGAGGGGAGUCAGCAUGGUGUAGUACUAUGAGGGUUGCACUAGGACCAGGGAUCGAAACCUGGAUCGACCAGGCAGUGCCCUGAAUGAUCUUGGGCACACCCACUCUCUCAACCACAGAGGAAGGUAAUAGGAAAGCUCCUCUGGCUAAAUCUCCCCAAGAAAACCCCAUAAGAGGUUGCCUUGAGGUUGAUAUAAGUCCGAGUUAACCUGAAGGCAUAUAAACAACAAACUCGUACUGAACUGUCCUUGCAAAGAGGUUCAUACCUAAGCCAAAUGCCUUUGUGAGUUGGCUGAAUGACUUCAUAACUCUGCCUACUUUCUGUUUUAAAUUCCUCUAUGACUGGGAGGUAAAUAAGUCACAGUAUCACUGCAAGGUGCUUUUCGAUCACAGACAGAAGGGCACCGAAUCCUUUUGCUUCUCUGCCUCUAAAAUCCCAACUCUUUUCCUCUAACAGUGAAACUGAAUGACUGGAAAUACCUCGUUUAUGUUGUUGCUUCAGAAGUGCAGUGGGAGUUUAUUUCUAGUUUGUGUGAGAAGUCCUCUAAGCUUUGGAAAACCUGUCUUCUCUCAAAGGAAGCUCUUUUUAUGUCUUUGCAGAUUAAGCACAAACUUUUGUUUGUUAAAACAAAAAUCUCCUGAUACUGUUCUAGAAGAAAGAAAGAAAUGUGGUCGAAAUCCAAAUGUUUCAAUGAAGUGGGUCCACCAAUAAAAUGGACGCAACUA
Messenger RNA from Anolis sagrei ordinatus, 6829 nucleotides. NCBI's taxonomy places the organism in Eukaryota, Metazoa, Chordata, Lepidosauria, Squamata, Anolidae. The record is from RefSeq and is a predicted model, not a curated record.